Juglans regia (Persian walnut) is the source of this 1674-nucleotide messenger RNA. RefSeq lists its product as uncharacterized. Gene Ontology annotation, molecular function: ATP binding; P-type calcium transporter activity; ATP hydrolysis activity. Bases 1 to 1674 code for a protein of 557 amino acids. The record is from RefSeq and is a predicted model, not a curated record. Gene Ontology annotation, cellular component: intracellular membrane-bounded organelle; membrane. NCBI's taxonomy places the organism in Eukaryota, Viridiplantae, Streptophyta, Magnoliopsida, Fagales, Juglandaceae. The transcript is spliced from 15 exons.
AUGGGUAGUCAGACUCUGAAUGGUCUGUGGCCUAAGCAUGAAAUCGGUUACAGAGAUGACGACCCAUACCUCUUUCCUAGCCAAAUGGCUUCAUUAGACUUGAGCUGGUAUUCUCCCAUGGAUUGGCAAUAUGAAUUGCCGAUACAAGAGAGCUUUAUGGAUGCCAUUCCUUUGAUGGAGAGCUUCCCUACGGAAAAUCUGUUUGCAUCCUUGGACCUUGAACCAGCCAUAAGCGUAAUGCAAGACGAUGUUUCCUGCGGUUAUGGGAGUUGGCAUGGAGUUUGGAAUGAGACAGGUCCUAAGCUUGACCCGGAGAACCUGCAGGCUAAUUUACUGUUGCGUAACAAUGAUAAAAAAGGCAAUAACGGACCGAGGGAAGAUCAGGGGAAGAUGAAGAGGUACAGGGAAGAGAGAUCCAGCAGUUCAAGACUUCUAUCCAGGAAAACCAUUUCUCAGUACUUUUACAUGCCCAUAACGCAGGCAGCGAAAGAGCUUAACGUGGGUUUGACACUUUUGAAGAAAAGGUGUCGAGAGUUGGGUAUUCGUAGGUGGCCCCAUCGGAAGCUGAUGAGCCUCCAAACCCUAAUCAACAAUGUACAGGUGUUGGGUAAAGAGGAAGGAGAAGAGAGUGAAGCAAAGUUGAGGGAAGCAAUAGAGAUAUUAGAGAGGGAGAAGAAGUUGUUGGAGGAAAUUCCAGAUAUGCAACUUGAGAACAAUACGAAGCGGCUUAGGCAAGCUUGUUUUAAAGCUAACUAUAAGAAGAGAAAGCUCGGGGGGAUGAUGAUGGAUUCUCAAUCUUCUUCUUCCAGCAGCAAUCGUGGAAGUGCGGAUGGUUAUAACAUGGCUAAUUAUGAGAGAAGGAAUGAAGAAGAAGAAGAAGAACAAAUUAGAGGUGGUAGAAGAAUUGAGAUAUCUAUAUAUGACAUUGUUGUUGGUGAAGUUGUACCUCUUAACAUUGGUAAUCAGGUCCCUGCCAAUGGAAUUUUAAUUUCUGGUCAUUCUCUCGCAGUUGAUGAAUCAAGUAUGACUGGAGAGAGCGAGAUUGUUCACAAGGAUUCCAGAAAUCUGUUUCUGAUGUCUGGCUGCAAAAUUGCAGAUGGUAGUGGCACCAUGCUGGUGACUAGUGUUGGGAUGAAUACUGAGUGGGGAUUGCUCAUGUCUAGCAUUUCAGAAGAUAAUGGUGAAGAGACACCAUUGCAAGUACGCCUAAAUGGGGUUGCAACUCUCAUUGGUAUAGUUGGACUUUCAGUAGCUGUCUCUGUCUUGGUUGUUCUUUUGUUUAUAGCAGGCAAAACAAAAGCUAGUGAUGCCAUAGAUGCUGCCAUUAAAAUUGCUAUUGUUGAUGUCAACAUAGUAGUAGUUGCGGUACCCGAAGGGCUUCCCUUGGUUGUUACCUUAACCCUUGCCUAUUCCAUGAGAAAAAUGAUGGCAGACAAGGCCCUGGUGCGAAGGCUCUCUGCAUGUGAGACCAUGGGCUCUUCCACAACUAUUUGCAGUGAUAAUACCGGUACCUUAAUGUUAAAUCAGGUUGGUGUGAUGGCUGGAGCAAUUGGUAAACACUACAAGAUGCCUGCUAGCAAGUUGAAGAAGCAGAAAACUCAGGCUAGGCCCUCUUCGACCACAGGCGGUGAUGUUGGUACCAAGUCCAAGAACCAAGGGAGUGAGAAGACGUAG